Symbiodinium pilosum is the source of this 5418-nucleotide messenger RNA. The record is from the annotation of a GenBank genome assembly. Lineage: Eukaryota; Dinophyceae; Suessiales; Symbiodiniaceae.
AUGUCCAACACCAAAGUUUUGGGCCCGAGUUCUCGCAGCUCCUCCCAACGGAGUUCGACAUCCUCAGCACCUUCAUUGGCCUCGAAGGACUCAAAGACGCCUUCCUUGAAAAGCUCGGAGGGGCUUGGCAGCCCUACCACAAAAACCGGCCGAUCUGCUUCGCCGGAAAAGCCCAAAUCCCCAAAGGAGAGCAAGGGCGAUGCGAAGCAAAAGACUUCGGUGACGAGCAAGACAUCGAAGACCAAGAAAGAUGGUAAGGACACAGAAGAUUUCUUUAGCAUGAUCCCAUGUGGGACUCCCUUUGCUCAGCUCUCCAGUCUCAAGGAGGUCCAAAAUGAUAUAGAUGCCCUCACAGAGCUAAUCAUCAAGAAGCUCCAGUGCUGUUUCGUCAUGUACGACUUCAGAACAGAUAGGAGAAUGACUGAGAAGGAGGGCAAGCGCUACACACUCCUGGAGGUCCUAGCAUACUGGCCGGCUGACAAAGGAGAUGAUAAGAAAAAGAGCAACCCAAAGAUUGGCGGCAAGAGUGAGGAAGACCCAACCAGUUCGGCAAUCUUAGCAAGCAGCACUGGCACGGAGACCGAGAGCCAACACUCCGGAAAAGGUGGGGGCACGCUCAUCGGCACCGUGGUGGAGUUGGUAAGAAAACACGCCUUCCGAACCCUCAUGCACAAAGACCGCACGCCCAUGGACCUGCUGGACGGUGACGACGAAGAGCCCCUCUUGGAGCAAAGCUGGCCGCACCUUGAGCUUGUCUAUGACGUGUUCCUUAAGGCGGUGCAGAGCAAAGACCUGGACUACCCCCUUGCCCAGGCAUCCGGUUUGGACAAGGCUUUUGUGACUAAGCUGAUCGACCUCAUUGAGACCGAUGAUCCUCGCGAGCGGGAAGUUCUCAAGACUCUCAUCACGAAGAUAUACAGCAAGCUGAGCAAUCUUCGCUCCACAAUCCGGCGAGCAAUCCAGGCAUUCUGCCAGAGGGCUGUGCAAAUGGAGGAUGGGCAAACUCCCCAGUGCGGACUCUCAGAGUUGCUUGAAAUAUUUGGGGCUCGCAUUGUGGGAAGUUUUCAGACACCUCUCCGGAAGGAGCACCGCGAUGUCCUCACCGAUGUGCUCCUUCCCCUGUACAAGCUUGACCACUUGUCUUUCUUCCACUCGCAGCUCAAGGACUUGGUGAAAUCCUUUUGCAAGAAGGAUUCUGGCUUGGCCAAAUCAGUAGCAUUAGGUCUGCUACGCUACUGGCCCCAGUGUGCCAGCUCAAAGCAGACCAUCUUUCUUGGCGAGCUGGAGGACAUGAUCCACCAGAUGCCCAGCACCGAUUUCAGGUCUAUAGGUCCUCAAGUGGCCAAGCGAGUCUCUGCCUGCGUGGUAUGCCCACACUCAGAGGUUGCAGAGAAGGCUCUGAAUAUUUGGCGACAUCAGCCUACUGUUCGGGCCACGGUCUCCUCCUGCAAGGAAGACCUGCCAGUGAUUGUCAGUGCUUUGUACAACAAUGUGACCCAAGCAUGGGCCCCCAACGUGAUGAGCAAGACGCUGGAGGUGCUCAAGAACUUCAUGGAUGCUGACCGAGAGCUCUUUGACAGCUGUUCCUCCAGGCAUCGCAAGCAGGCUGACGAAGCUGACAAGCGCGAAGCCAUCCGCCUGGAGCGCUGGAGGAUCCUGAGAGCCAUGCAUGACAAGGUGCAUGUGGGGGACAGGCUUUUCGAAAUGCCCAGGUCAGCACCUAGAACACCAACAGGCCGGCCUCAGCUCCCCCUCAAUGAAGAGGUGGCUUUGAAGCCAGAUUCUAGUUGCGCAUUCUCUUUGUGUUGGGACUGGGCAUCAGCACCCUCUGUCGAGCAGUUGGCCUUGCAGGCGCUGAUCGUCAACACGGAUGGCAAGAUCAUAGAUGCUGUCCACAACCGAAAUCUGACAGCUUUCCAGUCUGCUGUGCGAUUAACUCCGCGGGCACCUGCACAGAAUAUGUGUAGCGCCUGCUGCGGCACCAUCUGGGUGUCACUGGACUUGCUUCCACUAGACGUGGCCAUGGUGAUUUGCAUGGUAACGUCAGCUACGGGAGUGCCCCUUGCAAGCAUUGCAUGUCACAUGGUCCUGAAUGUUGACUUCAGUGGCAAUGUUUGUCUGGGUGAAAUAGCCACAGAUGUGCCCACAGCGGCAAAGAUGGGCUGCCUGAACGUUUUGAGGAGGCAGGACUGGAGCAACUGGACUAUGGUCCCAAAGUGCGACUGGACAAAGCAGGCAUGGCACUUCAUGGAUUUUCCGGACUUGCCUGGCAAGUUCAUCAAGGAAGUGCUCCCCAACGUGCCAAAGAAGCAGAGGGCCCAGGCCUCGUUCGUGGCCAUGGCGAAGGGAUCCGUUGCAGAUUGCCCAGUCUUCCCAGCAACCGGAGUCAACAAGCGGGUCUUUGUCGGUGCUGGUUGGGACUGGUAUUCUACGGAUGAGUCCAGCAGUAUCAAGGUGGCCUUGGUUCUGCUCAAUGCUGAUGGCAAGCACGUUGCCACAAUCUCGGCGGAGGAGUCCGACUCCGUCAAGGGUGCGUUUCACACAGGGGAUGGGGCUCUUUCUGCCGGAGUCUUCCUGGAGCUGGACUCACUUCCGGAGGAGGUGGCGGUGGCAUUCCUAGUUGCCCACAUCCCAGAUCCAGAGAUCAAUUUCGGCAUGGUUCAGCAACCUCACAGCACAGUAAUCGAUGCAACAGGGAAGGAACUCCUGCGAUACUUCAUGCCGGAGGACAGAAAGAAGGCCAGCAGAUACAAUGGCCUCAUAGUGACGCGACUGUUCUGGAACGAGUUUCAAGGCCGAUGGAGUGUGCAGGCCCUAGGCCACUACUGCACUGGUGGGUCUUGGAAUAAGUCUCAGACGGAGAUGGCGAGCUUGAUGGCAAUGCCGCCUAGCAACUUGCAGACGUUGCUGAUUGAGGACGAGGAUUCGGUAACUCGAGGAGAUCAUCGGUCAACCACCGCAGCAAGCUCCACAAGCCAGAGUGUGAUCAUGAAUGCUGAGCAGGUGGUCGCCAGACCUGAGUUCAUCGUUGGGGCACGGGUUGAGUUCGUCAGCCCUCGAACAGAGCAACUGAUGCGUGGUACCAUCACACGCCGCAGUCCCCUGAACAUGCUGGAGGCCACAGAAGUACAAAGGCAGUGGGAACCGCCAGUUGCGAGAUACCAAGCAGGAGCAACCGUGGAGUACUUCUCCAGAGGCCUGGAUAUUGGAUCAGCCCAGCAGAGCAGCAGGCACUGCUUAGACCAGCACAAGCUCAACCAGCGCUGUCCCGUGUUCAAAGUAACGCCAGAGAUGGCCGUGCAGGGUGCUCACGUACGCUUCUGCUACGCGGGCAUCUGGAAAUCCUGUGUUGUUGACGGAUUUCUUCCGCAGGGCCUCCAGAAAAAGGCCCUGCACGAUCAUGACAGCGAGAACAGGACACCGCUUGAGCUGCUGGAGUUGGAUCCAGCAUUUGAGGAACAGGAUGAGCUGGUGUUCGUGAAAGUCCGCUCCGCAAAUCUGACAGGUCUCCAGGCUGCUUUGGAACGAAGGGAUGGGACCGGUGGGACCUACCGCAGCCAUGAGAGCCGGGAAGCUCAGAAGCGAACGCACGCCACCUUCGAUGAUGGGAGGCUUCCGACCAGAGUGGGGCUCCAUGGUACGGAAGCUGAUGGUAUUGACUUUACUUUCAAAGCUCCAGCGGAAAGCAGAUCGGAUCAAUCGCAGCUGCUCGCGGUUGCAGAGAUGGAAGUUCCGCCUGGAAGGCAUGCGCACCGAUUGCUGCUUUUCCCUACAAUCGAGGACAUCCCGCAGACCGCGCGGGGACCAAUGAUGUUGUUUCUCGAGACAUCGAUGGUGCAGGCUCAUGUUGGCAUUUCGUGCGCCUCAUGUAGGGCAAAACCGAUCCGUGGGCCCAGAUUUAAGUGCAGCGAGUGCUCGAACUUCAAUUUGUGUGCAGACUGCUAUGCCUUGCGCGCGACAAUCCACCCAAAUCACGAGUUGGUGCGUGUGGAAAUCACAGACUACUUGCAGCCGACUCGUUUGCCGUCCACGCGAUCAAAUAUUUCUGUUGCCGAUUCUGGUAGACAUUUGUUUCAAGAGGCGCUGGUUGAAAGAGAGCUCGCAGAUCAAGACCUGAUUGUGGAGCUUAGUCGCAGCAACACUGGUGAGGCUGCGAAUAGUUUGGGUCUUUGCUGUGCACCGGACGAGGACGACGCAGCGGUGUUGCUCAUACAGGAUAUCCAGAUGGGCACACCUGCCGCAGAGUGGAACGACAGACAAGAUACUUCACAGCCAUGGGGAACAUUCAUUUUGAUUGGCGAUGAGAUCAAGGAGGUUAAUGGCAAGACAGGCUCGGAAAACAUGCUCCAAGAACUCAAUGGGUCUGGCCCAUUUGUCAUUCACAUCACGCGCCCUUCUCGCCGAGCACGUGCUGUGCUUGAAGCAACUGCCGGAGAUGCGGCUGCAGCUGGGGACAUCUUGCUUGGUGACGAUGCUGCAACGGCCCUCCACCUGAAUGCCAACAACGAGGUCUGCGGUAUUUGCACGGACACUCGUACACGUGGAGGAGCACUGCGGAUUCGGCCUUGUGGCCAUGGAUGGUUCUGCCGUGGCUGUAUCCAGCAAUGGGCGGCUGUUCAGAUGAGUGAUGGCAAAAGUUCGGUUAUGUGCCCCAUUCCAGAGUGCAAGCAGUUCAUCGGCCACCGGCAGCUGCGUGCAGUCCUGUCCAUCGCUGACUUCGGCCGUUUUGUCCGGCGAUCCGUGGAGAACCUUUGCCUGGCAGAUCCGUCUCUCAUUGCGUGUCCAACUCCCGACUGCCCCUAUCGUGCCUGGAUUGGUGAGGAGGAUCGGCCAAGGCUGAUCUGUGAAAUCUGCUUUACGGAGUCCUGCGUCCGGUGUGGGGCCUCACCCUUCCACCACGGCCUGAGCUGCGCAGAGGAAGCCCGCCGUGCUGCACUCAUCAUGAGUGGCUACCAGCGUGUCGUCCCACGCAUUGAGGAAUGUCUGCGUCAAGCUCUCUUCCGCAAAUGCCCUGGCUGCAACAUGCCUAUAGAGCGAACAAACGCUUGCUGCCACAUGACGUGCUCCCAUUGCCGGACUGAAUUCAGCUGGGUGUGCGGCAGGCGGUACGCUGAAUGCAGAUCAUAUCACAACUGCUUGACCAAUUCCAUUUACUUGCAAGACAUUUUGGCCGAUGAGCUUCGGCGUCGAAACCUUCCAGCAGAGGAUGAAUUGGCUAGCGAUUUGUUUUUGGAGUUCCGCGCUGCUUACCUCUUGGCACAGAUCCGGGCUGAAGUUGGCGAAGACAUGUGGGGGGCACUGCAGGAGAACAGGCCAGAAAUUCUCCAAAACGUAAUCCGUGGUCAUGGCAGCAUUCCUUGGGACAACACUGCACUGUUGGCCCGCCUUCGGCAAGCAUUGCCUCAUGCCUUCCCUUGA